Messenger RNA from Thrips palmi, 1022 nucleotides. RefSeq lists its product as uncharacterized. The coding region runs from base 133 to 822 and encodes 229 amino acids. NCBI's taxonomy places the organism in Eukaryota, Metazoa, Arthropoda, Insecta, Thysanoptera, Thripidae. The record is from RefSeq and is a predicted model, not a curated record. The transcript has 3 exons.
CAGUCUGCCGCCGGCUGGACCGCAGUCAACAUGAAGCUUUUUGCCUCGCGGUUGGCGUGUGCCCAGUGGAUUCACCGUCCGCCGAAAGAUGUCGAGAACCAAUAACAGCUUCAGGUGACGCUGGGCACCGCGAUGCUGCUGCUGAGCGGAGCGUGGGGCGCCCCGGCGACGCAGCAGACGAAGCAGUCGUCCAGGGCGACGCUGGACUUCAUCGCACACGAGCAGGCCUCGGGGGCGGCCGCUGCGGCACCCGGCGUGCCAGUGCGCCCCACGACGACCCCACCUCCCCCGCGGUCACCGCUGCGUCCCCCGUCCACCACCAGCAGCACGCAGCAGCACCAGCGCGUCGACGCCCCCGGCAUGCCCAAGAAGGACUGGGAGCUGGUGCCGCCCCGCCAGGCCUACGUGCCGCCGCAGCCCUCCACGCGGCCCUCCACGCGGCCCUCCGUGCAGCGGCCCACCCCGCCGACGUACGCGGGCGUCGUCAAGGACCACGUCAGGGACCAUGACAGGGACCACGUCAAGGACUACGGCCACGACCGCACCACGACACCGCGCGUCUACAACAUCCCCAUCUCCGUGGAGCCAGGCUACACGACGUCCACCGAGGCCAGCCGCUGGUACGACAAGCUGUUCGGCAAGAGCGUGGAGGCGGACGACAGCCCCUGGGGACGCCGCCGCCGCCAGGUCGCGGCCCCCGGAGCCGAGCAACGCGGCGAACAGAAGUCAGAAAUUGUGAUCGGCAGCAACGCGAUCCGCGUGGCCGGGGCCAGGCCCGCCAGGCCGCCGCAGUCCCCGCGCGCCCCCGCCAAGGUGGCCUGAAGAACGCAUCCCACAAAACAACCUCCACGACCUCCGCCAAAACGAACGAUACCAUUCACUUUUUAUAGUGCUAUUUUACUAGAAAGUAUUAGUGACGGUACAAUUAAAACUUGCUUUCCUAGUUUUGUAGCUCAUUUUCAUUAAUAUCAGAGCCAUUAUUCUGUCCUAUCUGCUGAGCCACCAAUAAAUGGUACCCCAAA